This is a messenger RNA of Numida meleagris (helmeted guineafowl), 1920 nucleotides long. It is a transcript of the gene PIGZ, whose product is annotated as phosphatidylinositol glycan anchor biosynthesis class Z. The transcript is spliced from 2 exons. NCBI's taxonomy places the organism in Eukaryota, Metazoa, Chordata, Aves, Galliformes, Numididae. Gene Ontology annotation, molecular function: alpha-1,2-mannosyltransferase activity. The record is from RefSeq and is a predicted model, not a curated record. Gene Ontology annotation, biological process: GPI anchor biosynthetic process. The coding region runs from base 1 to 1782 and encodes 593 amino acids. Gene Ontology annotation, cellular component: endoplasmic reticulum membrane.
AUGCGCACGCUUGAGGCAUUCCGCGCUUGCGCACUCGGCCCGCUCUGCGGCGCCCCGGCCGGCGUCAUGCGCCCCCUCGCGGCGCGGAGGUGCGGGGCCGACAUGGCGGCGCGGCGGCUGUGGGCGCUGCUGGUCGCGCUGCGGGCGGGCUGGUGCCUGCUGCCGCAGGCCGGCUACCUGCACCCCGACGAGUUCUUCCAGUCGCCCGAGGUCAUGGCAGGAGACAUUUUAAACCUACAGGUCUAUUACCCCUGGGAAUUCCUUUCCAGCUCUCCCUGCAGAACAGCUGUUUUCCCAUUACUGACCUCUGGAGUUACGUACUGGGUGCUGAAGGCAUUGCAGCAGCUGGAUGUGUGCUCGCGUUGCAUCAGCAGCUACACCCUUCUUGUGUCUCCUCGCCUUCUCCUUACAGUAUUUUCUUUUCUGCUUGACUAUAGCGUGUACUGGUUGGCUCCUUACUGGGGAGCAGAUCCGUGGAAAGCACUGCUCCUUCUUGCUGGAUCGUAUGUCACUUUGGUGUUUUAUACGAGAACAUUUACCAACACGCUUGAAGGACUUCUCUUUGCUUUUCUGCUGGUAUUAGUUUCCUCCAAAAAAUCUGACAGCAGCCUCAUAAAGCCUACAAGCAGCCCUCUUAUUGGCAUUGUCAUAGCUGCGGGCUUUUUCAAUAGGCCAACUUUUCUGGCAUUUGCACUAAUGCCCCUGCUUUACUGGGCAGGCUUAAAUGCUGAUUCCAAAAAGAGCAUUACAACUUUCAUAAUCCCCUUUUUGAAACUUAUCACCUGUGCAUGUUUUACUGCCGUUGUUUUCAUAACGGCCGACUCCAUGUAUUUUACCUCAGUGGGCUUGGACAACCUUUACAGCAUUACAAACAGCAGCCUGUUUGAUGUCAUAGCUCAGCUGAAUCACGGAGUGGUGGUGACCCCUUUGAACUUUCUCCGCUAUAAUCUUAACUCUCAUAACCUUGCACAGCAUGGAAACCACCCCCGAGUUACACAUUUUAUAGUUAAUGGAGUAAUGCUGUUUGGGAUCUUACAUCUUUUGGCCAUCGAUGCUGGUUUUAAAAUGCUGAAGAAAUACAUCUGUCAGUUAAUGCGGGUCAGAUCGUAUUACUGUGGGUCACCUAGGUUGUCUGUGCAUUCCGAGGGCCAUCCAACACUACUGCUGUUUUAUUUUGUUCCCUUGGCACUUCUCUCUCUGUUCAGCCACCAAGAGCCUCGGUUUCUCAUCCCUCUCAUCUUGCCGUUAGUCCUGUUCAGCACAUCACAGAACAGAGCUAUGAAAUGGAAACAUGUCAUUAUCAUUUUUAAUGUUCUUGGGGCUUUCCUGUUUGGAUGCCUGCAUCAGGGCGGACUGAUACCAUGUUUGUUUCACUUGGAGCAUCUUGUGCAUUCUUCAGAUUCCUCAAACCAUCCAAGACACUAUACUCUGCUCUUUGCACACACCUACAUGCCUCCUAGGUCUCUGCUAAAUAUCAGCAAAAAAGACAUGCAUGUAGAAGUGAUUGAUAUGGCUGGAUCUGAAGAGGAAACCCUCUGCCGAGUGGUAGGACAGCACGUAAACAAUUCUACCUGCAGUGACUGUCAUUUUUUGGUUAUAAUCCCUGGCACAGUCAGGGCCACAGUUACCAAAUGUGGUGUCUCGCUCAAGAAUGAGACUUUGAUAUUUCCACACUUAUCAAUGGAAGAUCCACCACAGAUAUCCUUCCUAUUCAGUCAAAACUGGAGAAGUCAGUUAGGACUAUACAUCCUUCACCUAGGCAGAGCUCAGCAGAGCCUUUAGAUCUCAGAACGUUUUAGAUUUGUUAUGGUUUUGUGAUUUUUGUUGUCGGUAUUCCACAUCAUUACAUCAUGUAAAGCACGGGCAGUUAAAGAGUUAAUUCCCUGGUUACUGCAAACUGCCUUUUUUGGUGUGUGGCUC